Messenger RNA from Amaranthus tricolor (Joseph's coat), 1110 nucleotides. Its product is annotated as probable long-chain-alcohol O-fatty-acyltransferase 5. Lineage: Eukaryota; Viridiplantae; Streptophyta; Magnoliopsida; Caryophyllales; Amaranthaceae. The record is from RefSeq and is a predicted model, not a curated record. The transcript has a single exon. Gene Ontology annotation, biological process: lipid metabolic process. The annotation marks the transcript as partial.
ACACUUGGCAUAAGAAGACCAACCCUUAAAAAAGCUUGCCCCAAAUCCUUCUAUUUUGAUUAUUACACUUUGAACACCCAAAAAACAAUGGAGGAGGAAACAAAGAACUUCUUCAAAGCAUGGUUAGUUGUAUUUAUAUCUUUAUCUUACACUUAUUUUAUAUCCUCUAAGAUCCCAAAAGGCAUUUUUCGUUUCAUUUCUCUCAUACCCAUUUUUUAUCAAUUCAUCCUCCUCCCACUUUCUAUUUAUAGACCAAUCCCAAGUGUCAUCCUUAGUGGUUUCAUCACAUGGAUUGCCAACUCAAAACUUUUAUUGUACACCUUCAAUCUUGGCCCUUUAUCAACUUAUCAAUCACAAUCAUCAUUCCUUAGAUUUAUCAUUUUUGGUGCUUUUCCCAUCAAAAUCAAAGAAAAUACAUCAAAAGAUCAAAAGGGUAGUUUAGGACAUCCACCAAAGAAUGUAUUGCCCUUAAAUUUUUGGUCAAAAACUAUCAUAUUUAUUAUAUUUUAUUAUUAUUAUAUUUACCAUCACAAAAAGAAUAUGAUUAUUCUUGCUUGUUUAUUAUAUUUGUUCAUUGAUAUUGUUUUAAGUUUCUGUCAUUCCUUUGUGGGCUCCACACUAGGGUUAGAGCUUGAUCCACCAUUUGAUGAGCCUUACAUAUCUACAUCAUUGCAAGAUUUUUGGGGGAAUAGAUGGAACCUCAUGAUAUCAGAUGCACUACGUCACACCGUAUACUUUCCGGUAAAGUUAACGGCGGUCAAACUUGUAGGUCGUAUGUGGGCCCCAUCAAUUGCUGUCAUGGCAUGCUUUGUCGUUUCUGGUUUGAUGCAUGAGGUUAUCUAUUAUAACGUGACACGUGUCCCACCCACGUGGGAGGUCACGUGGUUCUUUAUCAUGCAUGGAGUAUGUGUUCUUUUGGAGAUGGCAGUGAAGAGAAAUUUGGGCCCGGAAUGGAGAUUACAUUGGGCUAUCUCUGGCCCAUUAACUGUCGGGUUUGUAAUGGGUACCGGGUUUUGGCUCUUCUUUCCACCAUUAAUUAGGAAUCAUGUAGAUGUGAAAGCAAUUGAUGAUAUCAUGGAGUUUGGAAUAUGUUUAAAAGAAGUGAUAAUG